Messenger RNA from Drosophila subpulchrella, 793 nucleotides. RefSeq lists its product as uncharacterized. The transcript has 2 exons. The coding region runs from base 90 to 398 and encodes 102 amino acids. NCBI's taxonomy places the organism in Eukaryota, Metazoa, Arthropoda, Insecta, Diptera, Drosophilidae. The record is from RefSeq and is a predicted model, not a curated record.
AACGGUCACUCUCAACCAAAACCAAAACAACGUGCUGCGGAAUAUAAUAGUUUUUAUAUUACUUUACUGAUAAACAAAGGAUUUUAAAAAUGCCCCAGGGAAAAUUUAAGAAGGCAAAGCUGCCCGCAUCCAUACAGAAAAAGAAAAACCAAAAACAAGCUGCCUUCACCCGCCGUUCAAAUGCCCCCAUUCAGGCGAAGAAGGCCAAGUUCAAUGAGACCCAGAAGAUCAAGUCCGUCAUCUCGAAGUCGGUCAACAAGAGUGUGGAGAGCGAACUGCGAUCCCGAGCCCACGAGGGCUACAUCCAGUUGAGCAAGGCGCAGGAGGCGGUGGCCAAGCACCACGCCUCCCAGGCGAAGGCGGCUGCGGCGGCCAGCACCGCCAAAGCCACAGAAUAGUUUACUUUACGCCUAAGCUCAUUGUUGAUAACCCAAGGACCUGCAUAUUUGAUAGUAAACCUUUUUAAACCGAUUCCAAUGUUGCAGUUUCUAAUCAAAGAAGGAGGAAUCGAGGUUUGAUAUCCAAGAGACUCUUAAAAACCUUACAUAUUAUAUCCAUGGCUAUAGUUUCGGAUCAACUUAUGAGAUCUCAUGAUUCUUAACGAGUAGCCUUAGCACAAAUGCAUAAGGACCUUUUAACACCGAAGUACCAUUUUGUGUUCUAACAACUGCAUAAUUUGUGCUUAAAACACAGCAAACUAGCAGAAUAUUUUCAAUUGCACCUCUAUAUGCAAGGUUGAUUCUGGUAUCAACGGAAGACCUUUAUAAUUCAUAAUAAAACAUUUUUAAAGUAA